Messenger RNA from Poecilia reticulata (guppy), 3121 nucleotides. It is a transcript of the gene laptm4b, whose product is annotated as lysosomal protein transmembrane 4 beta. Gene Ontology annotation, cellular component: lysosomal membrane. The record is from RefSeq and is a predicted model, not a curated record. Lineage: Eukaryota; Metazoa; Chordata; Actinopteri; Cyprinodontiformes; Poeciliidae.
AACCAGAUUAACGGUUCCCUCUCCCUCUGCCUCUCCGCUCGCACGACUCCACACUCUGUUAAAAAAAAAAAAACAGUUCAAACGUCCACUGGAUGCUGCGCCAGCCGCUUCACCUGCUUCUGACACUGUAGCUUAGAGUAUCUUUAAUUUUUUUUGUCGGGGAGCAGCAUUCAUGAAUUAACCGCUUAAAAAAAACAACACAGCGUUAGUGAAAGAUGAUUUCGCCGUGGGACCGGUGGUACUCGACGAGCUGCUGCCUCUGCUGCCAUGUACGGACGGGCACCAUUAUUCUGGGAAUAUGGUACAUGAUAAUCAACGCGGUGGUCCUACUCAUCUUGUUGUCGGCUCUCUAUGACCCAGUUCAGUACCGCUACCACCUUACCAGCUCCGAGUUGGGAACUGACAUCGAUGUCAUGGACGAUGCAAAUAUCUGCAUUGCAACUGCAAUAUCCCUUCUCAUGAUUCUUAUAUGCGGCAUGGCAACAUAUGGUGCUUACAAGCAACACGCUGCUUGGAUCAUCCCAUUCUUCUGCUACCAGAUCUUCGACUUUGCCCUUAACACGCUGGUGGCCAUUAGUGUGGUGGUUUAUCCCAACACGGUGCAGGACUACCUCCAACAGCUGCCGGAGACAUUCCCUUACAAGGAGGACAUCAUGUCCACAAACAAUAUGUGCCUAGUCUUUGCAGUCCUGCUCUUCAUUGGCUGCAUCCUCUCCUUCAAGGCCUACCUGAUUGGCUGUGUGUGGAACUGCUACAGAUACGUGAGCGGCAGAGGCACCACAGAAGUCCUGGUUUACGUCACAACAAACGACACGGCGGUCCUGCUGCCGCCGUACGAGGAAGCGGUGGCCAUCCCGCCGAAGGACCCCCCUCCUCAGUACAUGGAGGCAUGAGAGACGACCUUGCUGCUGAAUUAGACACCCAAACAAACACCUUCCAUAUCUACUCCUCAACAGUAGGAUCCCAACUCAGGCUGCAGUAACAUGUCAAGCCCACGGUUUUUUUUUUUUUUGUUGUUGUUUUUUUUUCUAGAUGCCAGUUUCAGCCUGGAUUCCUGUCAAGUUUAGAUUAGAUGAAACUGACCUUGACGUAACUUUGCUACUUACCCACCCCCCCCCCCCCCCCCCCCCCCUCCUCAUCUCCAGUUUGUUGUGACGCAUCGUCUCCUCCAAGGACAGCGUGACCGUUCCCACCAGCGCUCCCUGCAGGCAGCUGCUCUUCCCUGGAAGCAUCUGAACUCUUGGCACUGCCAGAACGCUCUGACCCAACUUUAUUUAAAUCCCCCUUUUUUUUUUUCUUCUCCCGCUUAAAUUAAAAGCUGCACCCGUUUGGCCACCAACUGUUACACCCCGAUACUGUGAAUCAAACCCUGGUGUCUUUGAAUAGAGACUUACUACGUGACGAUGGAUGAGAGACAAAGAUGGGUGUGAAAGGAAAAACAACAAAUGUUAUCAGUAAAAUAGCACUUUUAAAAAAAAAACAAGUAGUUUGCAAAUUUUCUUCAAUGAAUGUAACGUCGGGGCAUUUUUGUAUGACUUUUUGUAUUACGGUGAAAACCGACAGGGGGGGGACAUGAGAAGUGUCGUCUGUUAUAACUGGAAUAUUAACUUGUGUCACUCAUCCUGUGGGAAGGUAUGAAGAAAAAAAAAAACAAACCAAAAAAAAAAAAUGUCUUCUUUGUGUUUACCCAUCAACUACCAGUGGAACCCUCAUCCAAGCCACUGGUUUCUGUCCCAGUAUUCCAGUUUGCCUUCCUGUCUUUUCCUCGACCUAACUAACGCCUGGAUGCGAGAGCUGUUUACAGUCCGACCCCGGGCAGAUCCACAACCGAACAGGGAGUAAGACAGGAACUAAAGCGAGCACACGAGGUGAAACGCCGUCUUUCCGUCGCAGCAGCAUCGACUGUGUCUCUGCGGUCUCACAGAGUUACAAUGUGACCUUUAGCUAACCGGGCUUAGCCGGACCGAGGGUAUCUUCCUGCAAAGACCGCAUGACGUGCUGCUGUAACUCGCAUCCUUGUAUUUGUUUGCGUGCUGCACAUAUUAUGCACAUUCUGCAAAAUCAUACGAGAUGUUGGUGUCAGCUCAAUAUCAGCGGAUGAAGACGAAACUGUGGCGACAGACGGUUAGGAGAAGUCGAUGUGCAGUAAACAAUCAAGGGUUUUUGUCUGAAUCAGUCGUAUUGAUAAGUGCAUCUCAAUAAGUUAGAAUAUGGUCAAAAAGUUUAUUUUUGUAAUUCGAUUGAAAAAUGUUGUUUUUUUUUUGUUAUGACAUACACAGUCAUGGAGAAGCCUGCUAGUCUGACAGUUUGUCAGGGUCAAAGCUAAAGAAGUGGGUUGUUCACAUAGUGAUUAGUCAAACAUUUUACCAGAAAGUUUAGUGGAAGAAAAAAAACACAACCACCACUUCUUUAAGAGGGUUAUCGAGGAAAGUCCCAUUGAAAUGUUUGGGGAUGGUUCUGAAUUAAAAGUCCUUAUUUUAUCUUAUAAAAUAUCAUAUUUUUAAAAAUGUACAUUUUGGAGGUUCAUUAGUUACAACCAAAAUCAUUAAAAUAAGCAGAAAUAAAUAUUUGAAAUCACCCAGAAGUUUGACCUUUUGAAUCAAAUUCCUGCGUUAGCUUUUCGGUGAUAGUCUGAUGCGUUGACAUGCACCUGUAUCACACAGGCUGCUCACCUGUUCAGUCUCAUUCUGCUCCAUUUCAUACUUGAAUCCUGGUCUCAUUAAUCUCCUCCCGCCAUCUUUGGUCGUGUCUCUAAUCUUCCCCAUGCCUCUGCUAAUCCCACAGUACUCGGACUGUAAACGCACUUUAAAAGUCGGCUUCAGGCCGCUGGAAGCUGAUGUAUGUGUUUUUGGCUCGUCUUUACCUGACUGUGCUGUAGGUAAGCGUCUCCCGAUGUGACCCGGUUUUCCAAACUGCACCCGCUGAUGGUUAGACGUGUCAUAAAUCCAUGUUUGCAUCGUGUGAAAGUAGCAGAACCGACAGACUUUCAGAUGUAUGUGAACCGCUUUGUUUCAGAGGCUAAUGGAUGAAUGGAUGUAUCCUGUCAGGACUUCUGCCUCUCCUCCUGUUGGAUCUGCAUGAGCUCAUGUUUUCAAUUAUAAACAAUAAAACUUUAAAUCGA